AUGGCACUCUUAACUUCAUCUGCAUUCUUCUUGAUUUAUUUCCCUGGAAAUGUCGAUGAUGUAGGGCUAAUUGAGGAAUACGAUACCCCAACGAGAUUGCUAGAGAACAAGUCGUCAUCUUUCGCCAAGCUUGUAGCAGAGUACACUGUAUUAGAUCUUCACGAGAACCGACUCCAAGCUCUGCCUACCCAGCUUCCUUACAAGCCUUCCCCAUUUUUGAAGGAGCUAGAUCUUAGUGAUAACGUGUUGCAGGGCCCUAUUCCAAGAUGGAUUGCUCAACUCACGAGUCUAGAAGUCAUUUAUCUUUCUUCCAAUGACUUCAAAGGUAGCAUGGACUUGGACAUGUUCUCAAACUUGACCACUCCUCGUUAUCUUGAUCUAUCUGAAGUCCUUGAUCUAUCAAAUAACAAUUUGGAUGGCACAAUACCAAGUUGUCUAGGUAACUUCAGCAGUUCUCUGUUGGAGAAUUUACAACAACUGCAAGUUCUCAUCCUGCACUCCAAUAGGUUCUAUGGCCAGAUUAAACAUCCCCGGAUGAGGAAUGCCUUUCCAAUGCUUCAUGUGAUUGACCUAUCUUCCAAUGCCUUCGCAAGCCAGUUGCCCUCUGAGUACUUCCACACUUGGAAAGCAAUGAUGAAAGAGGAAGAUGAAAAUUCCGGACCAAAUUACCUUGGAGUCAAAAGGGGUUAUUAUGAGUUUCAGAGCUCAAUGAAGAUAACAAUGAAAGGAGGAGAGUUUCAACUAGAAAGGAUUCUAGAUUUUUUCACAAGUAUUGAUCUCUCCAAUCAUCAAUUGGAAGGGAAAAUCCCAGAGUCCAUCGGAGAGUUUAAUUCAUUGCAUAACCUGGACUUGUCUAGUAACAACCUUGAUGGCCCUAUACCAUCAUCACUGGAGAAUGCUCACCAGCUUGAGUCAUUGGCUCUCUCAAACAACAAGCUAUCAGGGGAGAUUCCUGUGCAGUUAACAAGUCCAACAUUCCAUUCCUUCUUGGACUUGGCAGGAAACAACCUCGAAGGAGCCAUACCUAGCGGAGGUCAAUUCAACACAUUUCCUCUAAAAUCAUACGAGGGGAACCCAAUGUUAUGCGGAUUUCCAUUAUCCAGGAAAUGCAGAGUCGAUGAGGAAGCAGAGGCAUCAACUCAUGAACGACUCUUGGACUCUGAUCCGAGAAUUGAAUUUGAUUGGAGGGUGGCAUGGAUGGGAUACGGGUGUGGGGUGGUGGCAGGGUUGAGUAUUGGCUACAUUCUAUUCUGGGGGAAUGGAAUCUUCGCCCAGACCAUUCCAAUAAACAGGCAGCAUCCUCAAUCAACAAGGAGGCGAAGGAGGAGGAUUUAA
This is a messenger RNA of Vitis vinifera (wine grape), 1335 nucleotides long. Its product is annotated as receptor-like protein 9DC3. The record is from RefSeq and is a predicted model, not a curated record. Lineage: Eukaryota; Viridiplantae; Streptophyta; Magnoliopsida; Vitales; Vitaceae. Gene Ontology annotation, molecular function: protein binding. Bases 1 to 1335 code for a protein of 444 amino acids. The transcript has 3 exons.